AUGCCAUUCAACUUCAAUGCUAUGAGCUCACCUCAGAAACUUCGCCUACCGGAAGGUUUACUUACCUCACGCUAUGAUGAGGGCAUAGUUGUCCUUCGUCGUCUCAUAGAAGAUAACCACAAGCAGAACCGACUGCUGUAUAAAGAAGUUCUACACAAUCAUGUCCAACAUGGCUUGAUAGCUGCGUACUGCCUUGGAAGCAGCAGCGCAGGGUUAAGACAACUAUUUUCAGAGGAGAUAAAGGAACUUGAACCACGCGAAGAGUCCAAUGGUGAAAAAAUCACGACGGAACUUGUACUUGAUGAGCUCUUAGGACAUAAAGAAAAUGAGCUGGAUUUUACUAUAUAUUUUGAACAACAACGCUGCAAUUCUGGCGUUAAUGGACAGGAAGCUUUGCAGUACUGGGUUCUCGAUCGGAAGACAGAAUUCUUACCAGGCUUUAUUGGCGGCUAUGCUCAUCCACUAAUAAUGUUUGCUGAUGCAGUGGAGCUGGGUAGCUCGAUGUUGGCUUUUGAUGCCCUUGCUCUCACUGCCACAGACUGGGGCCCCCUAACAACUAUAAUCACUAUGGAUCUACCACCGCCGGAGAUUUGCCCGAAUUCUUUGAUGGAGAUACUCGAUGCAAUCCGGAACGACUCUUGUUUUGACCAUGUCGUUCCCAGCCCUGGCAUUCAGCACAUUGCAAAAAUUCUCCAUUAUGGGCCUGCAGCAACAGCAAUCAUAAGGUACCUAAGUAUGGGUAACGAGUAUAUUCUGCGACCGGAGUUCAAUCUCCAACUCACAGAGGAAAUGGUAGAGAUUGCUAUCUAUCUUCUCAUGUGCACCCAUGUUCCUGGAGCACCAGCCUUUGACUUUUAUCUGAACCAUAAUCUGACGUUUGUUAAUUGCCUACGUAUUCUGCUACCUGUAUUUGAACACGCAGAUGCAAAGAAAACCCUGUUACGGAUAUAUUGGCUACUAACUAUCCUUGCUUUUGUAACACAGGGACGACCAGUGAUCAACACAAAAUUGAUCCAGUCUCGCGAUGUAAGGCCUUCACAUGCUGAUUGGGACGAUAUAAAGAAUGCUGCACUCAAUCCGAUUGGAACUAUGAAUCCCAAAAGAAUUUUUGAUGCUCAUUUUCUCAAGGCUGUCCAUAUUAUGCAUACAUUUGGUUUGGUCAUGGAAGAUAUGGAGCCCCUAGUGCUCGCAGCAGUCCGAAAGUUUGUGGGGGAAUUCAAUAAUUGGGUUGGAUUUGGAGCCUCUUAG
Trichoderma aggressivum f. europaeum is the source of this 1248-nucleotide messenger RNA. RefSeq lists its product as uncharacterized. The record is from RefSeq and is a predicted model, not a curated record. Lineage: Eukaryota; Fungi; Ascomycota; Sordariomycetes; Hypocreales; Hypocreaceae. Gene Ontology annotation, molecular function: oxidoreductase activity. The transcript has 3 exons. The coding region runs from base 1 to 1248 and encodes 415 amino acids.